AUGACUUAUGUGGAUUUGAAACUUGGACUCCUCUUCCUUUUGCAGAUUGUCAUUGGAAUCCUGGGGAAUUUAGCACUCUGGUGUCAUUACUGCAGCCUUUAUUUCAGUGGAUGCAGGUCUAGGUCGACAGAUGUGAUCCUCAGGCACCUGACUGUGGCCAACUCCACUGUCAUUGUCUCCAGAGGAAUCCCAGAGGCCAUGGCAGGUUUUGGGUUGAAACAUUUCCUCAACGCUGUUGGAUGCAAACUCAUUUUCUAUGCUCACAGGGUGGGCCGGGGUGUUUCUGUGGGCAGCACCUGCCUGCUGAGCGUCUUCCAGGCCAUCAGCAUCAGCCCCAGGAGCUCCUGGUGGGCAGAGCUGAAAAUCAAAGUCCAGAAGUACAUUGGCUUGUCUAAUAGCCUCUGCUGGGUCCUGAACAUGCUGCUGAAUGUCAGAGUGGCAGUGCUUGUGACUGACAAGUGGAGCAACAGAAACAUCACAAAGACACUAUCUUAUCAACACUGCUCAGCUGUGCUUCCCAGGAAAGACACACGUUCAGCUUUUGGCACAUUUCGCUUCUUUUAUGACAUUGUGUGUCUGUCACUCAUGGUCUGGGCCAGUGCCUCCAUGGUUUUCAUUUUGUACAGACAUGAGCAGCAGGUCCUCCAUAUCCACAGACAUGGUGUCUUAGCAAGACCUUCUCCUGGGACCAGGGCCUCGCAAAGCAUCCUUGUGCUGGUGAGUGCCUUCAUGCUCUUUUACACUCUGUCUUCUGUGAUUCACAUUUUGCUUUCUCUUUAUUAUGAAGGUUCUUGGUGGCUGAUCAAUACUUCUGCCUUCACGAAUGCUUGCUUCGCCACUGCCAGCCCCUUCAUUCUCAUGGGUCGGGAAGGUGGUGUACUUAUGCUGAUUUGGAAGAAAUGA
This is a messenger RNA of Octodon degus (degu), 903 nucleotides long. RefSeq names its product vomeronasal type-1 receptor 2-like. Gene Ontology annotation, biological process: G protein-coupled receptor signaling pathway. Bases 1 to 903 code for a protein of 300 amino acids. Gene Ontology annotation, cellular component: membrane. The record is from RefSeq and is a predicted model, not a curated record. Lineage: Eukaryota; Metazoa; Chordata; Mammalia; Rodentia; Octodontidae. The transcript has a single exon. Gene Ontology annotation, molecular function: pheromone receptor activity.